AUGAGUGAGGCUAUAACUGCAGUCAGAUGCAGUUCAGAGUACUAUGAAGAUACAGAGCACCUCAAAAAUGAGCUGCUGGCAGUAGCUGCUGUUCUUCAUUCAAUUCAUCACAUGAGGGCAUAUGAUCCAGAGAACUGGGAGAAGGAAGAGUGUGAAAAAUAUUGGCAGCACAUUCUCACAUAUUAUGUGAAGCAUUAUCAACAAUAUGAGAAGCCAAGAGAGGUGGCAGCAGCUGAUGAUGAAAAUAUUGAGAAUAUUCUGUUCAAGCAGUCACAUCAGAGUCAAGUCAAUUCUCAGAAUGAGAUGGAGCAGUAUCUUAAUAAUGAGAAUCUGAUGACUAGUUCAAUGUCUCUGUUGGAACAGUGGCAGAAUCUGAAGCCUGUCUUCCCAACCAUGACUCAUAUGGUGAGAGACAUUCUGGCCAUACCAUUAACAGAUGUGGGUGUGGAACAGAUCUUCAAUACUGUACAAGAUAUCUGUCAUUAUCAACAGUCACAACUUCAUGAGUCCAUCAUCAAGAAGAUCAUGUUGCUUAAAUAUAAGAAUAAGAAGCACAUGUUUGAUGAAGUUCUAGUCUCAGAGAAGAAACUGGCAAAGAAGAUUGAUGGACUGGAGGAUGAAAUAGCAGAAUUUCUCAAGACUGAGGCUGGGGGUGAAUUAACAAGAGAUGAGGAGAGACAAUCAGCUUGCUUGUUGAAAUAG
Molecule: messenger RNA, 702 nt
Organism: Uncinocarpus reesii 1704
Lineage: Eukaryota; Fungi; Ascomycota; Eurotiomycetes; Onygenales; Onygenaceae
Exons: 2
Coding region: 1-702 (233 amino acids)
Molecular function (GO): protein dimerization activity
Source: RefSeq, a predicted model, not a curated record